This is a messenger RNA of Boleophthalmus pectinirostris (great blue-spotted mudskipper), 2599 nucleotides long. It is a transcript of the gene fastkd2, whose product is annotated as FAST kinase domains 2. NCBI's taxonomy places the organism in Eukaryota, Metazoa, Chordata, Actinopteri, Gobiiformes, Gobiidae. The transcript is spliced from 12 exons. Gene Ontology annotation, cellular component: mitochondrial matrix; ribonucleoprotein granule. Bases 197 to 2155 code for a protein of 652 amino acids. Gene Ontology annotation, molecular function: RNA binding. Gene Ontology annotation, biological process: regulation of mitochondrial mRNA stability; mitochondrial RNA processing. The record is from RefSeq and is a predicted model, not a curated record.
CACAGUAGCCGCAUGUUGCUAACGGGAUGCUAAGGGAAUGUAGUGUUAUUUCUAUUAUUUGUCUCUUUAUUUGUUAUUAUUUAAGGUUUUAUGUCAGUAAAAUUAAUACACCUGAAUAUGGAGUUUAAGUACGUGUCUGGAACAGGACUGUCAAAGUAACCCGAGCUGUGAAAAGUUUGUUGAGACGUGGAGCAGCAUGUCUGGAGGAGCAGGUGUCGUGGUGAGGAGAGCUCUUCAGGUCUGCAGAGUUUUACAGAAACGAGCUUCAGUCGCUGCUGUGGCCUCCUCCUCCUCCUCCUCCUCUUCAUCUUCAUCUCGCUCUCAUGUCCAGGGUCAGACUUUAUUAACUCCCAGGAGCUCGUUUUACUGGAGCUUUCGGUGUUUCUCAGAUGUUGGGACCAUUUCCAAAGAGUCUGACUCAGAUAAAUCCGCCGAGAGGACGCCGGUGCUCAAAGCUCGAGCUGCGUUCAUGGAGGAGCUCUCCUCCUGCACGUCUCCCUCUGACGUUCUGGACCUGAGCUGCAGAGUUCCUCCCACGUUCCUCCAGCUGAGCCACUGUCUGUCCCAGAUCUGGAACAGCACCAAGAAGAUGUCCGAGGAGCAGCGGCGUCUGGAGCUCAGGCUCAUGUGGGAGCACCCGGAGUGGGAGCGUUUACUGCAGCGCGCCGUGGGCGGAGUCUCGUACCUGCCCGACACUCACCUGGUCUUCGCUCUCCUCUCGCUCGUCAACCUCGGGGUCGGACCCAAGACCAGAGUGAUCCAGACCUACCUCCGAGCGGCUCAGGAGAGAAUCAAUGAAUUAGACGACAAGAAUCUGUCCAUCCUGUCGGCGUGUUUGGAAAAUCUGGAGGAAGGAGCCAACGUCAGAGCUCUGAAACACGGAAUCAGGUUGCUGGUGGAGGAGCGUCUGCCCAGGAUCAAUAACGUGGUUCAUCUUCAGACGAUGAUGAGGAUCGUGGGGAAAGACGCUCCGCUCAAACUCAAACACAAACUGGAGGCCAAGGCUCUGUCUCUGUCGCAUCAGUUCUCGCUCCCAAACGCUCAGCACAUGGUCUCCACCAUGGCCACGAUGGGCCUCACCUCCAAACCUCUGCUCUCCAUCUGCAGCCACAAGAUCUCAGAAAACCUGUCUGGAGUCCCGUUUAAUCGUCUGCUGACGGUGCUGGUGUCCUGCAGGGAGCUCAGGUUCAGAGACGUGCAGCUGCUGGAGGCCGUGUCCGAGUACAGCGCCACCAUGGUCCAAGUGUGGAACAACAAGCAGUUCCUCCUCCUCCUCUCUUCGCUCGACGCUCUGUCGUUUUUUCCCUCGUCUCUGUUGGAUUCGUUCUCAGACAGAGUUCAGUCUGAUCCUGGAGCUUUGACCCUCAAAGAUCUUCUGUGUUUGGUGCGAGUCUGCUCCUCCCUCAACUACCACCAGCCCAGUCUGGUGGAGCGCCUGGUGGGGGCGUUGGAGUUGUACGUUCUGAGAAUGUCUCCGGUGCAGUUGCUUCGAGCUCAACACAGUCUGUGUCUCCUGGGUCACUUCCCUCAGUCUCUGCUCGUCGCUCUGCUCCAGGACUCGACGCUGCAGCGGCUCCGGACGCACGAGUCCAGAUCUGUUCAGGCUCAGCUCAACGUGGUGGAACUGUGUCUGCGUCUGGACCGACCCACUCUGCCUGACCACGUCUCUCUGCCCCCCUCCUCCUCCUCCUCCUCCUCCUCCUCCUCCUCCUCCUCCUCCUCCUCCUCCUCCUCUCCUCCUCCUCCGCUCAGCCCCAGACCUCACCUCUCGUCUGCUCUCCGCUCUCUGCUGCAGCACAGGUCAGACUGGAGCGUGAAGGACGGGGAGCUUCUCGAGGAACAUUAUUACAUCGACGCAGUUUUAACCAAACGUGAGAGCGACUCUGAGAAGGAGCAAAGGAGGGCGGUGCUGUGCGUUCCUCCGUCUGUGUUCUGUUUCGGGACGAGUCGGCCCAGAGGAACUCUCGCUCUGAAACUCCGACACCUGAACAUCAUGGGAUACCUGCCCCUGCUGGUUCCAGAGCAGAAGUUUGUGUCUCUGUCUGACGAGGCCAGAGUCCAGUUCCUCAGAAAACUCAUCUUCCCCAACGAACAAGAACCUCAGCUCAGACUCGAGUUGAGAAAAUCACCGACACAAUCGACAAACACAAUCUGACCACAUUAAAGACGAGGUUCCGUACUGUUGUGUCAUACAUGUUUGAGCCAUCUAGAGAUCUCUCCUGGGCUCUAUUCAAACCCUCCGUACGGUUACUGCAGUACGAGUCUGUACGAGGCUCCGCCCACAGGCUCCCGCUGGACAAUCCUCCAUAAAAACACAAAAACACGACACAGACCUGAUGUGACGCGCAGGAGGUGCGACGCUCUGAAGGGGGAGCGACUCAGCACAGAGAGGAGAGACUCAGAGCGACAAAAAUAAAAGUGAAACUUGAUGUUUUGGGCAAAUAAAACAUUUUCAAAACAAUAAAAUGAACAUGGAGAUUUAAAUAUGUGACGUGUGACAGAAAUAAAUACUCCACAAAAAUAAAUACUCCUCUUUAAUACUCCAGAAAAGUGUUAAAUUAAAAAAUAAAAUAAAUAAAAAUAAAAAAAUUUAAAUGGA